Messenger RNA from Rubroshorea leprosula, 2711 nucleotides. The record is from the annotation of a GenBank genome assembly. Lineage: Eukaryota; Viridiplantae; Streptophyta; Magnoliopsida; Malvales; Dipterocarpaceae.
UAUUGAUUAGUAAAAACAAGGUAUGUGGGGGGUGUCGGCGAGGAAUAACAGCGUGAGAGAUCAAGGAGGCAGCGGCCUCUUGGUGGCGGUGGCUAUAGACAAAGAUAAAAACAGCCAAAACGCCCUGAAAUGGGCAGGUGAUCAUCUCCUACACAAAGGCCAAACCGUUGUUCUCAUACAUGUCAAAGUCAAGUCCUCCUCCUUCUCCAUCUCCUCUCCUCACAGGAUGGACCAGUUUCUGGAUUUGAAUGACCUUCCAUUGAUAUGCAAGGAUCCCGAUCCUCAAACCAAGGAGCUCUUCCUUCCUUUCCGUUGCUUUUGUACUCGAAAAGAUAUUCAAUGCAAAGAUGUUGUUCUAGAAGAAUCAGACGUCUCGAAAGCAUUGAUUGAAUACGUGACUUAUGCGGCUAUUGAGGUUUUGGUCGUCGGCGCCUCCGCCAAAACAGGAUUUCUCAGAUUCAAAGCAACGGACAUUCCAGGCACCGUGUCGAAAGGUGCACCGGAUUUUUGUAGCGUAUAUGUCGUAUCCAAAGGAAAGAUUUCAUCCUUGCGAUCGGCGUCCCGGCCGGCUCCGGUUAUCUCUCCAUUGCGGAAUCAUCUUCUUAAUCAAUCUAGUAAACCGACUAUUCCGGUACCGGUACCGGUACCGGUACUGGAGCCAUAUAUGGCCCCAGUCCCGGCCAUCAGCAACAGAGUUGAAAGGCCGGUAAUGGAGCAGGCGCGGAGAUCGACUGAGUCCGUAGAUUCUUUCCGGUCACCUUUCACGAGAAGAGGCCCCAACGGAAAAUCCUAUCCGGAACUUGCAACGCCGGAUACAGACAUAUCCUUUGUCAGUUCCGGUAGACCUAGCAUUGAUCGCAUAUUUCCUUCAUUCUAUGACAGCGAAGCAAGCAGCAGAACAAGCAACAAAACGCCUCCUCGGUUGUCUAAUUUCUCGGACAUUGACAAUAAUUACAGUUUUGAGUCUCCACCUACAUUUUCUUCUGUUUCCCAGGAGAGCGACAGGCUUUCAUCCUCAUCUGCCAACAUGGAUGAUGUUGAAGCUGAAAUGAGGAGGCUGAAGUUGGAGCUCAAGCAAACCAUGGAGUUGUACAGUACAGCCUGCAAAGAAGCACUGACAGCUAAACAAAAGGCUAAAGAACUACAGCGUUGGAAAUUGGAGGAAGAGAAGAAACUGGAAGAGGCGCGAUUGGCUGAGGAAGCUGCAUUGGUUAUUGUGGAAAAGGAGAAAGCAAAGUCUAGAGCAGCCAUGGAGGCAGCUGAAGCAGCUAAGAGAAUUGCAGAACUAGAAGCACAGAAGAGAAUUAAUGCAGAAAUGAAAGCACUCAAAGAAUCGGAAGAGAAGAGAAAGGCACUUGGCAGACUUGCUCAAGGAGAUCUCAGGUACAGGAGGUACACAAUAGAGGAGAUUGAAGUUGCCACGGAUUUCUUUUCAGAUGCCCGCAAGAUUGGGGAAGGCGGGUAUGGCCCUGUAUACAAGAGUUAUCUUGAUCACACCCCUGUUGCAAUCAAGGUUUUACGUCCAGAUGCAGCUCAAGGAAGGUCGCAAUUUCAACAAGAGGUAUGUUACAGAAAUGGAUGGAUUUUUCAGGUUGAGGUACUUAGCUGCAUAAGACAUCCCAACAUGGUUCUUCUCCUGGGAGCCUGUCCAGAGUUUGGAUGCUUAGUCUAUGAAUUCAUGUCCAACGGGAGCUUAGAAGACCGGUUGUUCAGGCGUGGGAACACUCCGCCUCUCUCUUGGCAGCUCAGGUUUAAAAUUGCUGCUGAAAUAGGUACAGGCUUACUCUUCCUCCACCAGACCAAACCAGAACCCAUAGUUCACCGUGACUUGAAACCCGGUAACAUCCUGCUUGACCGCAACUUCGUGAGCAAGAUUAGUGAUGUUGGGUUGGCAAGACUUGUCCCUCCGACUGUGGCUGAAAAUGUGACGCAGUAUCGCAUGACAUCCACGGCAGGAACUUUCUGUUACAUAGAUCCAGAGUACCAACAGACAGGCAUGCUUGGUGUCAAGUCUGAUAUAUACUCUCUGGGGAUCAUGCUUCUGCAGAUCAUCACGGCUAAAUCACCAAUGGGAUUGACUCACCAUGUGGAGCACUCCAUCGAGAAGGAAACCUUUACUCAGAUGCUGGACCCCGCAGUUACAGAUUGGCCAGUGGAAGAGGCGUUGGCGUUUGCAAAAGUUGCUCUCCAAUGCGCAGAGUUGAGGCGGAAAGACAGACCUGACCUGGGCAAAGUUGUAUUGCCACAACUGAACAGAUUGAGAGCACUUGCAGACGAAACCAUGGACUCGAGCCUUUUUGUAUGUGGGAGUCAAGGGGCGUCCUUUAUGAGCAGCCAAGUUUCACAACAAUCAGUAAGUUGAUAUUCAUUGGAAAUACAAAAUCGUGACUAUACCAUCACAAAAAUGAUUUGCUUGGGGUUCUGUUUUGCAGGAGCAACUGAGUGGCCCUCAAGUCUGAUGAUGGGUCAUGAAGCCAGUCCUCGCCACGAUCAUCCUAUCAAUUAAUUGAGGAAGGAAUAUAUUAAUUUGUCAAACUAGGUUCUGUAGAUAACUUAAAAUGUGUACUCAAGCUUAUAUCUUGAUCCAACAUGUAUAGGGAAUGGAUCAAGAUUUUAAGAUGUAAAAUGAGAUUACAAGUAGGGGUUUCCCAUUUGUCAUUCUUAUAUGUAUUGUCUUCAUUACUAACAGAGAAUUAAGAUCAGAUAUGUAC